Molecule: messenger RNA, 3322 nt
Organism: Porites lobata
Lineage: Eukaryota; Metazoa; Cnidaria; Anthozoa; Scleractinia; Poritidae
Source: the annotation of a GenBank genome assembly
CUUUCUGGUCUCAACAACCCAAUGACUGCCAAUGGUCUAUAACAAGAAACGAGUCAUAAUUGUCGCCCUUAUCUUCGCUUCAGCUUGGACAUGGAUGGCGUCUCUCUACUUCACUAUCACUUUCCAUAAUCAGAAACGCCCGUCAAAGCUACAAAAUGCGCCUACCUAGGCAAAUACUACCCCUAUAGUCAUUAUGGCCCCAGUAAAAAAUCAAACAGAAAUCAACGACACAGACGACUCAGAUAUAGACGAAACUCUCCAUCAACUGAUUAAUUUUAAAGACUUGGGAAGGAAUAAGAGAGCAGUAUUGCUAUUGAUCAUCGUUUCCACUGCACCAGCAAGAUUUAAAAGAAGACAGUUAAUAAGAAAAACCUGGUGGAAACAUUGUUCUGGCAAUCAGGCUCAGGUAGGCAGGCAAGAUAAGUUCCUUAUCGCCUGUUAUCUCACGAUUUCACGAAUACUUUACUUUCAGUUAUUCAUAGCGAAAUUUUCUACCGACGACGACGACUACAACAAGCAAAAAUCAACAGGUUUAAAUAAGUUAGCAAAACAACAACUUUGCACGUACAUCACACCUUGUUUUGUACUUUCUUUAUUGUCGUUCAACAACCUCGACGUGAAAAACCUAAUUUGACGUUUUACACCGAGGACGUGAACAAAAGACACCGAUUCUGAACUUGCAUACAGUCCUUUUGGAAUAAACCUUCAGAAAAAUUCGCCAAAAUUUGACAAUUAAACGAGGUCCAAUAGUAGUCAACAGCAAUUAUGUUGAAAACAGCUCGAAUUCUAGUAAAGUGACGUUUUCGUUCCUUCACUCUUGUAAAUACUAAAAGCUCCUCAAUCCUCAAUGGAAGGUGUCAAAGUUUAAAUAGAGAGAAUUUAAAGUAUUCGUUAAUCUGCUUUUCCAGAAAACGUCUAGUUUCAUCAUUUCAUCAUAUUCGUUUCCUGUUUUUAUCUCACCAAUGUAUGGAAUAUUUGUGAAAAUCUUCAAGGUGAAUCGGUAUAUUUCAUAGAGCUAGCUAAGAGCUACACAACGAGCAAGAGUACUAUUGACCAACAAGUGAACUUACACGGCAGGGGUAGCUGUAGUGUCAACUAUUACUAGUAAUACUCUAGAGAACUGUUUCUUUCACAUUUCGUGUUAUUCUCGUGCAUAUCUACGCGUAAUUACUGAAAAGACAAAGAGUCAAGUUCCCCGGCCUGGGACCUCUGUUGGGCAAACAAAACACAAAAGCUAAGUUGUCGUUUACAUUAAAGAUCGAAGUUUCAGUAGGUUUACUUAAUUUUACUUUGCGUUAUUUUCCUCACUUAUAUGUGUUGUCCGUGACUGUGCCCACAUGGUAGGUGGCUCCUCCUAAAAUGUUCUGUAAUUGGUAUAGGAUUUAAUGGCGCCGAAACCAAUUGUGGAAUUGCACGCAUUUUAGGCAUCCUAGUGAUGAACAGUUGCGACACGCAGAUAUAUAUUUUUUAGCAACUAAGAUAAUUUGCAGUCUGUCUACUUUGAAUAUGAUAGAACUAUUCAUUAUCUCAUCUGAAUAUUUGAUAUCGGGGCCAUAAAGUUACUGGGACUUUCGAGAAACGGGCGCAAGCAGCCUAGUCCCUAGGCGUUCUAGGCUCGGUCAAUCCUGGACUCUGCCGUGUACUAUGACGUCACCGAGAGAGACUUGCUCGCUCUUUCCCAGACUUUGCGCGGACAACUGGGCCAGACAGAACGCCUAGGGACUAGGUUGGGGCCCAAGGGCUUUUCUCUUGGACUUUUGGAUGGUCCCAUCCCAGAUUCCACGAGAAAAGCCCUGAAGAUGGCUCACACGACACCCGGGACAUAAGGGCAGUUCUGGCCUCGUGGGUAUAACUUGAAUUUUUCUUUCUUCAGGUUGAAUGUGUCUUCAUGACUGAUGGACUCAUGACAAACCGAACUCAACGUAACCUUAUUUUAAACGAAAAGGAUAAAUACAAGGAUAUUAAGCUUCAGCCUCUUAAAGGAGGCCGUGGGCAGUUUGGAUUCCGCUUCCUUGACCAAAUCAAAUGGGCAGCGGCGAAAUUUAACUUUCAGUACCUACUUAGAAUCGAUGAUGACUACUUCUUGUGCCCAAAAAGGCUUCUUUCUGAGCUUCCAUCGAGGCCGAAACAAAAUCUAGUUUGGGGAUUUUUCCACUGUGAAGCAGGAAUCACAUGGCUGGAUGAAGCAUUUAUGAUAUUCACUAAAGAUAUCAUUCAGAAGUUCUUGGGGCAGAACGAAAGCUCGAUGUUGUGUCAUCCACAUGCGGACCAACAAGUGAUGUUGUGGCUGAGAAAAAUUCUAAAGAAAACAUACUUCCACGAUACUAGGUUACAUCAUCAGCCUCCAGCGUCACAUGUUCCUCGAUUUAGUAAAAUCAGGAGAGUUUGUGACUCCUAUUUAGGGGUGCAUGGGGCAUACGGUAAGACCAUGUAUCAUCUGGGGCUAAGAGCUAAUGACAACGCUAAAAAUUUUUCACCUAUUCCUGAAUUUGCAAGAUUUUGUAAAAACGCAAAGUUUAAUUACCAUGUAUUUAAUAGCAUGUGGCGAUAUGUACCCAAGCCCUGCAAAGAUAAUCCAACGUGGAACUUGAGAGAUGAAAUGUGGUUUGGUAAGGAAGUUGGUCAAGGAAUUUAGUCUAAAAGCUUCUUUUAUUGGUUAUUUGUGAUAAUUCAGUGAAGGUAUACACUGAUUCAGUACAUGUAUUUGUUUGUAACUUCGCUGAAAAGAGUUUUUAGAAAAAAACUCCUUUUACUGAUAUAUAUUGGCCUUAAUGAAUUUCAUUUUUCAGUUCAGUUGGAUCUCAUUCAGUCCAAGUAAUGCCUGCCAGAGAUAGAAAAGAUUUUUAGUAAAUAUCGUUCCUAUGUGUAGUUCAACAUAACUUCAAAAUUUUGGCCUAUUACUUUGCCGAUAUGAACAUCGAUCAUUUCAAAUCCUUCUCGCGAUACGCGAGGUUGGUGGCAAAGAAUGAGUGGUGAGAAAGAAGGCUGAUUGCGGUCGGCUUUCUUGCCUUGACCGGCAUGCAGGUAGGCUUAGCUACAGAAGUUCCAUAGGUAUACGUGGAGUUCAAAAUCAUUCUUAAUUUGUUUGCCAAAUCACACAAAUGUCCAGCGCUGGCCACAAGAUCCCUAUUUUCCUUUUUCAUCCGUAAUUCUUCACUUCUCCGAGGUGUGGAAGUGUGGAAGUACCCGGCUAAGGCCCGGUUCAGACAGACGCCGCUCCACUCAUGUACCGAAGCUAACUGAUGAAUUACCCUGAGUACGGGAAAAAAGCGGCAUCUGAAUCAAUUUGGUACGGCAAUUUUAGUUUGGUGGGCCAAAAGGG